Dibothriocephalus latus is the source of this 282-nucleotide messenger RNA. The record is from the annotation of a GenBank genome assembly. Lineage: Eukaryota; Metazoa; Platyhelminthes; Cestoda; Diphyllobothriidea; Diphyllobothriidae.
AUGACCCAGCUCACCGUCCUGGCGCGCCAGUUUGAUCUGGGUGGUGAGAUCGCGGAGAGUUAUGCCGAGUUGAAGGCCUUCACAGAGGCAAAGAAGAUUCAACUGGAGGGGGAGUUGACAGCAGCAGCGGCAGCGCAGGCAGCAGCAGCUUCAACAGAUGAAGAACUCUCGACGGGGGACAAGGUUGACCAGAAAGCGAAAUCUAGCCAGCCAUCCGAUAAAAAAAUCGAAACUCCCAAGACUCUCCCUAAGCCGAAAGAACCAGUGACUAGCUCUCCUUAG